Diachasma alloeum is the source of this 1035-nucleotide messenger RNA. RefSeq lists its product as uncharacterized. The transcript has 3 exons. NCBI's taxonomy places the organism in Eukaryota, Metazoa, Arthropoda, Insecta, Hymenoptera, Braconidae. The coding region runs from base 1 to 570 and encodes 189 amino acids. The record is from RefSeq and is a predicted model, not a curated record.
AUGCAAGCACAAUACAGUCGUAGCACGAGCAGUUCAAGUGUUUCAAUGGCGCGUGAGUCGGUAUGGAAACGGACGAAAGCAUAUUUUCGCAGAAUGCGAGGCAAGAAGGUUGGCGGUUGGAUCGCCCUUUUACUUCUUUUGAUGUUCGGAGAAGAAUGUUCUGCUUAUUCGAGCAGUGAUGUUCUCCUUCCAAAUUAUAUUAUUCAAUCUUCAUAUCAGAGUGAAAUCGAACGACAUGUCAUAGCAUGGAAGCUGCCAGUGAAUGGCAUAGGAGAUAAAAUCAUAGAAAUAUUCUACGGAUCUUCCAAUGUUAUGGAUUAUAUUGAUGCAGAUGGUGCAGCUCUUCUUAUGACAACUGAAACCAAUAUCGCACCAAAAGCUCAUAAACAAAUAAAUAUUAUGGCUAAUUUCGAUUCAAGAGAGGUACGACGACAUUGGAUUGAGGGAGAUAAUGGAAGUAUUUGUGUAUUCUUCCAUAAUAGACUGGUUACGGAAUCCCCACCGAAGUGGAUAGACGCUAAAGAUUUCACGGCAAUAAUAUUCACAACGGGCAUUGCCUCGCUAGGAUAAACCAGGCCUCGAGGCAGAAUUCAAUUCCCCGCUUUUACAACAUUCAAAUUGCGCCUCAGCUUGUCUACGGAAAAUAGAGGCUCAUGAUAGAGAAACGUGAACAAAUUUUGACAUUAAGGCAAAUAGACAAUUACGGCAUUACGUCUUCAUGACGUCAAUUUUUGUAAAUGAUGAGACGUAGAAAAAAAUUUAAUGGAAAAAUUAGUGCUUUCGUUAGCAAAUUCUAUGGAGCAUCUAUUGGUAUUCAGUGAGGGCUCUCUCAGAAUUGAAUCCAAAUUCUUUUAGAAUUUUAUUCGAUUUCUAAAUAUAACAUCCCAUCCCAUGAAUUCGCUAAAGACCAAAAUCACUUUGAUGAAAAAAAUUGGUUGAUAAUAAAAAUAAUCAAAUGUGUAUUGAAAUGUUCACGUAACGAUUUAACUUAUUGAAUAAUGUGUUAAAUUCAAUAAAACGAAAAUUAAAACCUUA